AAGCGCUGGUAAACAAAACAAAAACAAACGAGUCGCGCUUCGGGAAUAGGACGUUUUGCGAUUUUUUUUCUCACGAUUUUAUCAUUUGUAUGUGCUAGUUUUGCUUUCAGAGUCAUCGCGGGUGCUUCAAUCAUGGAUCAACUUGAUAUACGCCAGCUUUCCUCGCUGCUCGGAAGCUGCGAUGUAGAUGAAGAGGAUAGCGGCUACGUGAGCCGAUCUGGAGGCGCGCCGGACGCCAAGUCGGCCGCUCGUCUGGUGGUCAAAUCGGGUGCCGAACUGCAGCCGGCGGCUCCCGCGGCGGCAGCGGAGGAGCGCGGCCGUCCGGCGCCGGAGUCGAUCUGGGAGCCUGACGAGGUGACCGAGGGUGCCGAGCUGGACGAUACGGACGAUCCCCGGCCGCAGCCCGAGUACGAGAUCAACUUCCGACAGGAGGUCGGAGCCGAGGACGUUUUCCUGCAGAUGGGUAACAAGACCCCGGCGACGGCCAGCUGCGGCCUACUGGUAGUCCGCGUCAAACUCCCCGGCGAGACGGCCACCUCGGCCGUGGUGGACGUCCAGCAGCGCCAUCUGGAUGUUCGAGGCGCAGUCUGGAGGCUCAGCCUCUUCCUGCCGCAUCCGGUACGCGAGACGGCCGCUCGAGCGGUCUGGCACCCCAGUGAGGAGACGCUGGAGAUGGUGCUGCCGGUUAGUAGGGAACUGGACGCGCUGAACUUCUGAGCGGAGUGGACGGUGGAUAGACAAGACGCUCAUGAGGGUAGAAUCAUAGCAAAAUGACAGUAGAUUGACGGAGUGCGAGGAUUGGAUCUUGAGUGUAAACGAGUUUUUCUAGUCAUGUCAUAUCGUAAUAAACCAUUAGCGUUCGAUCCACUGCCACUUCACUUUGCGAGACUACCAUCGGUAUAAGUUGGAUAAAUGCAUGAACAUGUAAAAUAAACAAACAUUGCCACACGUG
Messenger RNA from Amphibalanus amphitrite, 952 nucleotides. RefSeq names its product dynein axonemal assembly factor 6-like. Gene Ontology annotation, molecular function: dynein intermediate chain binding; protein-folding chaperone binding. The coding region runs from base 133 to 717 and encodes 194 amino acids. Gene Ontology annotation, biological process: axonemal dynein complex assembly. Lineage: Eukaryota; Metazoa; Arthropoda; Thecostraca; Balanomorpha; Balanidae. The record is from RefSeq and is a predicted model, not a curated record. The transcript is spliced from 3 exons. Gene Ontology annotation, cellular component: cytoplasm.